GGAGGAGCUUAUGUUGUGACAAGAGCGACUGCUGCUUCUUCUGAGUUUGUCAGCUCAGCUCCCGAAAAUAGAAGCCGUGUGUCAAUGUGACUGAAAAUACAUUUAUGUCACAGUGUAUCCACGGGAGUCACUGAUACACAGUAUCUAUAUACAGCGAGGGGGACCACGGAGAAAAAAGGGCAUUUUACCCGAGGAAGAGAAAGCACCAGGAAGCUCCAAGUCGAGAGAAGGCAUUGAAAGCCAAGGAAGAAAGAACGUAAAUAAGCUGGAUAUUUUGGGUCCAGGACUGAGGAUUGCGCCGCUUCGUUUGUUAGGGUCGUGGACACCUUGAGAAAGAGGCACAGACGGAAAGAGAGUGAGAGAGAAAGACUCGAGAAGAAAGAGUGGAGUACAAUGUGCUAGGAGAGUGAAGGCAGACAAACUCUCGUGUUUUUCUGAUAUUCUCGGGGUGUCAGAGAGACCAAGCAGGACGCCAAGAUGGGACGGAAGAAGAUACAGAUCACGCGGAUCAUGGAUGAGAGGAACCGGCAGGUUACCUUCACGAAGCGGAAGUUUGGUUUGAUGAAGAAAGCUUAUGAGCUGAGCGUAUUGUGUGACUGUGAGAUUGCCCUGAUUAUAUUCAACAGCUCGAACAAACUCUUUCAGUAUGCCAGCACUGACAUGGACAAAGUCCUACUUAAGUACACAGAAUACAAUGAACCCCACGAGAGCAGAACCAACUCUGACAUUGUAGAGAAAUUAAGAAACAAAGGCCAUAAUGACUGUCCCAGUCCCGAUCCAGAUGACUGUUUCGGUCACAGUCCCCUCAUGGACGACCGUUUCGGCAAACUAAACGAAGAGAGUGAUUUAAUGUACAAGCGCUGUGGUGCGCUUAACAAGAAAGAACACAGAGGCUGUGAUAGCCCGGAUCCUGAUGCCUCAUAUGUCCUCACCCCUCACACAGAAGAAAAAUAUAAAAAAAUUAAUGAAGAGUUUGAUAAUAUGAUGCGAAAUCAUAAAAUCCCGACGGCCUUGCCCCCGCAAAACUUCUCCAUGCAUGUGGCUGUGCCAGUGACGAACCCCAACGCCAUGUCCUACAACCCUGGGGCUUCUCUGAGCAGCCAGAGCCUGUCGGCCGCUGCCUCUCUGAGUGACGGUGCCAUGCUGUCUCCACCUCAAGGUUCAAUGCACAGAAGCGUAGUGCCCCCACAGAGACCCCCCAGCACAGGCAGCACAGCAGGAAACGGCUUCGUUAACCCGAGGGGCUCGCCGGGGCUUCUGGGUACACCCAGCGGGAACGGACUUGGUAAAGUCAUGCCUGCGAAGUCACCGCCACCACCGGGAGGCAACAUGGGCAUCGGCAGCCGCAAGCCAGACUUGAGAGUCGUCAUCCCCCCAUCCAGCAAGGGCAUGAUGCCACCCCUGUCAGAGGAGGAAGAGAUGGAGUUGAACACCCAGAGGAUAAGCAGUUCCCAGUCGACUCAGCCUCUCGCCACACCGGUGGUCUCCGUCACCACCCCAAGUUUGGCACCUCAAGGCCUGGUCUACUCAGGCAUGCCCACUGCCUACAACUCUGAAUACUCCCUGAGCAGUGCUGAGCUCUCCUCUCUGCAAGGCUUUGGCUCUCCAGGGCUCUCUAUAGGCUCAGUGUCGGCAUGGCAACAGCAUCAACUGGGCCAGGCAGCUCUCAGCUCGCUGGUAGGUGGCGGUCACUUACCUCAGGGCUCAAACCUCUCCAUCAACACCAGCCAGAAUGUCAACAUUAAAUCAGAGCCCAUCUCUCCUCCACGCGAGCGUGUAACCCCAUCUGGUUUCCCACCACAGCAGCAGCAGCCUCCCUCUGGCCGUCCUGACAUGGGCCGCUCACCCGUUGACAGCCUCAGCUCCUCCUGCUCCUCCUACGAUGGCAGCGACCGAGAGGAUCACCGGCCAGAUUUCCACUCCCCGCUUGGCCUGGGUCGACCUCCAGCCGGUGGGGCAGACGAGAGGGAGAGUCCAUCAGUCAAGCGCAUGCGCAUGGACACCUGGGUGACAUAAAGCUGUCCGAAAGCCGACAGCCAGUCAGUCACACACAGGGCUGGGCAGGGGGAAAGGGAGAGAGAGAGGUUUGACAGCAGGGAGGGUCAUUAUUGUUGUUAUUAUUAUAUUCUAUUGUUAUAAUUUAACGUCAUUUCACUUUUUUUUGUAAGUAGGUGGACGGGGAAAGAAAUCGAAAAUGUCCUGACAUAUCGAAAUUUAGCAGAUGAGUGGAGAGAGAGAGAGAAAUCUCAAGUCGAGCAGUCAGAAUAAAUGGUGUACUCAAAAAAACAAAAAAAAAUUCAUAAAAAAAAAAAUACCGGUGUUAUCAGGUACUGCAUUGUGCAAAAGUCCAAUGUAUGAAGAAAACCUCUUCGAUUAUUGUCGUCACUGGUGCAGUUUGACACUUGUAGCUGUUUUUCGCUGUUGAAUUUGCAAACAAUCAAAGAAAGUUUAGGGGCGGCUUUCUGUCAGAAGGCUUUCACCUGCUGGGCUCACGUAUUAAACAAUCCGUAUCUGCACUCGCCCUUAUAUGAAGUAUGUCACUUAAUAAUUUAUUUAAAGGUAUUUGACGAUAGGUUUGGAUCAGUUAUAUGAGGGUAGGCUUGUAUCUAAAAUGAGGUUUCAGAUAAGACAUUAAGUAAAAGAAAUGAAAAUGUCUCUAAAUUUAUCAAGUCGUCGAUUCAAUUCUCAAUAUUUUCUAUGGGUGUUUUUAACAAGCGGGAAGAAAGUGCUAGUCUGGGGUGCGUUUCCCAAACAACAACUUAACUCGUGGCUGAACUAUCAUAGUAAGAUGGAUUAUUUGGGGAAAGAAUUAUGUAAUAUUAUUAAUAUAUUAUUAUUCGUUGUUCGAAUGUUCGUUGGAAAAACGAAUUUGGGAAACGCCAUAUCAAAAACUAUGUAACAACAGAACUUGCGACCUUAGUUAGCUAACGAUGGUUUUGGGAAACGCACCCCUGGUUUAUUUAGAGACGGAAGCAAGUCGUUGUACAUUCAUGCAGCUCCAACAACUCAAUGGUAACGCAAGCCAAAGCCUCUAUGUAAUUUUGUCGUACUGUAGGUUGGGAAUUUUCAGCAUUUCUCUCUCGAUGUUCGUUUCAUAUCGGUUCUGUCAUAGUGUGCAUUGUUACAAGCAUUGGAAAACCAUGCAAAGCAGAUCUUGAAAUGAUAUCUAAAGCCAUGAACACUUGCUGUUCUGUUUGUAAAUUAAAGAUUUGAGCCAAACCUUUUUUUUCUUUUUUUUUGUUAUGUAAAUAGCGACUUUAAUAUAUCACUUUGGUGUAAGUACGUAUGUAUUGUACCUUCACCAGAUUCAAGAAAAAAAGUAUAUUUUUGUGGAUUACUGCCAAGUUUACAAGGCGAGAUCCUUAUUAAGUAGAGUAUUCACUGGUUAAUAUUUACUAUUUUGUUAACUAUACUGUACUUUCGUCAAAUCUGACUAUUAUUGGUAAUAAUCAAAGUGUUUUCUGUUUUCAAGAAGGUCAUUUCUUUUUUUUUUUUUUUUUGGGUCGUUUACCCUUUAAUGGUGGUGAAUGUCUGUCCAUAAGAAAUUGUAACAACAGAGCUCGGUUUAAGCUCGACUGUCUUUAUUUUGUUGUUUUGUAAAAACGACACUCGUCAUGCUAAGAAAAAACAAUUGCAUUUCUUACAACUGUUUUGUGAGGGAUUAGCCUUCAGCUGCUGAAUACACUGCCUACUUUAACCCAUCGCGGCUUAGAUGCACUAUUCAUCGAAACCCACCGACAUUCCCUCGGUUUAUAUAGAAAGCUCGUUUUCGUUGAAACCCCCUUGCUAAAUUCAUUUCAACCGAAUCCCUCGGAUAUUGUAAAUACCAUAACUUUAAUCAACCCGAAUACAUACUAUGUACAGAACGCCUUGGCGGUUAUUUUGUGAAUUGGCUCAUCUACGGAUUUCCUAAUGUUAAAGGAGACACCUUAAGGAGGCGAUGUUCUGUAUUGCUGGACAAGAGGGAGCGCUGUAGCUCUCUCCACCGUUGCGUUUGGCUCUAUGUGUGCAUAUCCCUUCAUGUGUGGCUGUUUGUUUGUGCGGCACAAGCGUCUGGUAGCAGUGGCCUCCAGCUUGCAUCACACCUCACUGCCCCUCAGGUGGCGAAACGUCAGGGGAUUCAGCAGCUAAAGAUGGAAAUACUAGACAAUGCAAACAAACUUGGACAUGAUCUCUCUACUGGAUUGCACACACACUCAAAAAGUUUGUAUGUUCGAGUUUGCCAUUGAAGGCUUUCCUCUUUAGAUUUGUUAUGUAUUCGGUUGGCGUGUGCACAUUACCUCCCUGCCCUCUUGAGCACCACAGCAACUGGCAAUAAGCUGAUGUUAAUCUAUGCAGUCCCCAACCCACACAUAGCCAGAAACACGAAGCAUUCACUUUGAUAGUGGAAUCCUUGACAUAUAAAAGAUAAAUAAAUAAAUUGAGAGAAAAAAAAAGAUUAAACAAAGUCAUGCAUAUUAUAUUAUAUUAUCAUAUAAGCCCAUUAAUCACACGAUGUUGCCUAGUUCAUGAAUAAAGUGCUCUUUUUUUGAGCAGGUGUGAAAAUGACUGUUAACCCUUUUGUCCUUAAGUGCUUGCAUAUUACUAAGAUAGUUCAGACAAAAACAUUAAUUCUGUUAUUGAUAGUCAUUAAUCAUUCAUUUUAUUGAUAUUGAGGCAGAUUGUACCACUUUUUUUGUAAACCAGCACAUAGCUGAACCCUCAACCUUUCAAAUUGUCCACUAUUUGAUUGAAUUUGUCUAUUCAUUAAGCCUGAUCUCACAAGAGUUGUAACUAUUUUACAUUUGUCAGAAUUUUUAAAUAGCGGUUGCGCUAUAUCCCAUAUUAUGAGAUUAUCAUGAGAUUGCGCUAGUUUGUUCGAUUUGUCCACCCCUAUAACCAUUAUUAUCGGGAGAUGAGCAAAUCAUACUAAAAUGUACGAAUGAGAUCAUACAUAUUCAAAUGAAUUAGCCGGUUAAUCAAAACAUUAAGAAUUGGCAUGAGAUUGCUUUGGUUUGUUCUACCUUAUUCUGUGAUGUGGAAGUGCACUCGUUUAUGCAGUUGCCUAUAGGAAAAAUGAUUGGGAAUAAUAAACGGCAGAACAUGGUGAAACUACUUGCUCUACAAACAAGUGUGUCCAUGACUAUAUAGACGAAUCAGAAUAAUACAAUUGGAAAAUAUCAGUUUACAGCAUAUGGAGCUGUUUUUAAUUUCUAAAAGUGAAUGGAGAUGAAUGAGAUCGGAAGUCUCGAUCUAAAAUGUUCAAUUGGCUCGUACGUGGAGAGUAGUAACGAGUAGUUGUAGCCUAAUGUUAAUGAGAAAAUGUUUUUCUUGUUCCAUCUCAGACUCUUUUCCUACUGUAUACUUCAUUUAUUUUGUUAGUUUUAUUUUAUUGAACACAAAAACGUUCAACAUAUAAUCAAUUUGAUAGCAUUUGGCACUGAAAACAUGCGUGUUAGAAAGAAUUAUCCUUGUCCAGUUUCUGCAAUUUUUUCUCUUCACUACUUAUAACGACAAAAAAUUAUCAUUAGCUAUGUUUCCAUGCAAAGAUGCAAACUAAAUGUAUGCGCAAAACUGGAAUAUCGCAAAAAAGACGUGGGAAUAAAGCAACAUUUCCAUCCAACGGGUCAAAGAGAACAAAAUCGUCACUUUCUGAUUAACUGGCGCCAAAUAUCAAAAUAAAAUGAAAUUAGCUGCGGUAGGAGAAGCUGCGUCAAUCUUUUCUUAACUUAAUUAAUUACUUACACCUCAGAAGACAAAUGCCGAUAUGCAAUGAACGUGGAGUGGCGUUUAAAGGCAUAAGACGCAGAGUGCAGACGCUCUUGAUUUUGGAGGUAACUAAUAAUAUAAUAACACUAUUACUGUAAUAGAUACAGCAUUAAUGAAUGGCCAAAACAACAUUUCAGAUGUUUUACAUUGUGCUCAGCCUGCUGGUUUAUCCAUUUACACACGUUUUUGUCAUCAUAUGAUCUCUUCUAACAAAUCACAUUAUUUUUUAUGCGCAUACUGGAAUUUGUUCGUUAAAAGUGUUUCCAUCAAAGUUUAUGUGCAAAUUUUCGAAUAAAACAUUUAUCCUACUUAGUAUUGCGCAUACAUUUUUAUGCGCAUUUUCAAAACAUAUGUGCAUCUUGGCGUUUUCAUCGCAUUUUUUUAAGCACAUAUCCAAAAUGUGCGUAAAAGUAGGUGGAUGAAAACGUAGCUAAUGUAAUCGUUUAAAAUAGAGUUGUGUAAAGUUGUUUAUGUGUCGUCUCUUUUGUUUCUUUUUUUUUUUUACUUGAAAUGACACUGUUGACACCUUGUGGACGAAAUAAGUAGUGCAAAAUAAUAAUUUAGAGUUCCGCCUUAACAGGCCACCUGAAGAUAUUUAAUUAGUUGCCACUUUAACAGCCAAACUGUGUCUGUGUUGUUCAAUUUGAUGCUUUGACCUCCUUUCACAACACUUCAUGCCAAUGGUGAUAUGAUACCUUAGUCUACAUUUAUUCACUCACAGAUAUAUUAUAAAGAUUUUUUUUAUUGUGUGCAAUUACAUCUAAUAGUGUCCUGAACCAAAUUCCACUGAUGUUUUCUAAAGACAUUGAUCAAAAACUGGCUUUGAACAAACCGAAGAUGACAGAAUUCAAAUGUUUUGGUUGAACUAUCACUUUAUAAAGUUAUAAAGGCACACCGACUAAAUACGACAACCACAAGAGCCAUGCAAACACUUCUUUAGCUUUAGAUUAAAUCUCAGAUGUACAAGCUUUGUUGCCUCAGCCUAAUUGAAACGCUCGCAAAUCCAUUAGAAAGUUUCACGACGUCUGUCAAAAAUCAUGCAGAGUUGAUCGCAAUCAAAGCUUUUCAGGGUAGACAAGCAAUAAUGCCAACCCAGUGUUAUGAAAGCACUGCGGAUUAAAAAAAAAAACAUGCAGGAUUUUCAUACUGCAACAAAUGCACACGCAAACACUCGACAUUAGUGCUUGAUUAGGAAUCAGGGAGUUUCUCUGCUACAUGCACAAUUAGAGCCUUAUUCCAAAGAGUUGCUGGUGCUCGGAAACAAAUCAAAUACGAAAUCAUUCAUCCCAUUUUGACUCCAUCAAAACAAAAUCAGCCUCGCUUCAGGGGUCCCAACACAAAACGCACACGGGAAAUACAUAAGAGAUCUGAAGGGCGGAGGCCGUUCUUUUGGUGUGUCACAAAACCGUUGAAUGUGAACGGAAGGGAUAAAGAGGAAACAACAAUUGUUUGUUGCGUACUUUCUUCACUUUGCUGUGCAAGAGUACACUGCUUUGCUUUAUGGCUUUUCUAAAUCAGAAUUAUGUAUUUGGUAAUUGUUUGUAGUUACUAGCUCACUUCAAGAAGCUGUUUGCGGUUUGGACGCUCAAACCGUUUGGCGGCACAAGCUGGACUUUGUUGCCAUAAAUGAAACGAGAUGUUUCGAAAAAGAAGAAAAAAGACAACAACAACAACAAAAAAAGUCAAACGUGAGAGAACUUUAAGUUAAUCUGCAUUAUAUUUCCCUUGAAUGUGUUGUUUUAUCUUCAUUAUACAAUAAAUAUUCUAGUGAACUUUUUAUUGAAUGACUUAAGAUAUUAUGCUAGAGAUUGUUGUACAAAUUUGUAUUCUGCAUUCACUAAAGUAAAGAUAUUGGCUUUUAUUGUGUAACAUAGGUUCUCUCGCUUAUUCUGUGCAAACUGAAGUGAACAAUUCUCUGAAUCUGAGUAGACUUUGUCCACAUGUGAAGUCCCAAACAUUAGAAUCUGUCCGCUUUAUUAAAAACCUCAUUGUACCCUCAA
Messenger RNA from Danio rerio (zebrafish), 7748 nucleotides. The record is from RefSeq and is a predicted model, not a curated record. NCBI's taxonomy places the organism in Eukaryota, Metazoa, Chordata, Actinopteri, Cypriniformes, Danionidae.